AUGGACUCAAACCCACAUUACCUCCUUGUGUCAUUGCCCCAGUCUGCAAACUCCCGCUCGACUUUGGAGAAGCAGCCUGGCGGGGGCCCUCAGGUGCUCUCUGAUUUCAAGUUGCCUGACUUCCAAAUUAAAACUUUGGACCAGUUGGUUCAGAUCUCUGAGGAGUUGGCCAAGAUUGACGGCACUUUAGGUGCAGCGGUUGCGAAAGUGGUUGACGUGCUUGCAAACGUGGAUCCUAAUAGACUGUUUGCAGAAACAAGACAGGUGAACAAGAGACCAGUGACAAAUUACGUGGAGUCGUUUUCGUGGAACACAUCCAAGUAUAGAUUGGAUAAGUCGAUAAAGGAGCUUGUGGACCUUAUCUCACAGGAAGCCUUGCUGUUGGAUAACGAUGUCAGACAAGCAUACCAGCAAUAUCAGACUGCCAAAUCGAACUUUGCUGCCGCUGAUAGGAAACGUAACGGUGAUUUGUCGAUUCGCUCCUUGCACGACAUCGUCAAGCCUGAGCAGUUUGUUUUGGACCUGGAGUACUUGACGACUGUUGUUGUUGCCGUACCCAAAUCACUCGUAAGUGAUUUCAAGAAGACAUAUGAGAAGUUGACCGAGUUCGUCAUCCCUAGAAGUGCUCAGAAUAUCGCUGAGGACUCGGAGUACACAUUGUUUACUGUGACAUUGUUUAAGAAGUACCAAAAUGACUUUAUCAACGCUGCAAGAGAGCAAAAAUGGCACCCAAGAACCGAUUUCGUCUACUCAGAAGAGAACUUGAACGAAUUGAGAAAAGAGUUUGACUUGACAAGAGCCACUGAGGCCAAGUCCAAGAACGAUGUGAUCAGAUUGGCCAAGACCGCCUACUCAGAGGUAUUCUCUCUGUGGUUUCACAUCAAGGCGAUCCGCAUAUACGUUGAGAGUGUGUUGAGGUACGGGUUGCCUCCGCAGUUUGACUCCUUCUCCAUCAGAUUCGUGGGCAACAACCCAGAGCAGCAGUUGCAGAAAGCAAAGAAGGAAUUGAUAAGCAAGUUUGGAUACUUGGGAGGUGACGGGUUCUCUGAAUCCAACAACUUGCAUGAGUACGCAUCAUUGGUAGACUCUGACUACGAGCCCUUUGUCUUAUAUUCAGUUGAGAUUGUAUAG
Messenger RNA from Candidozyma auris, 1131 nucleotides. It is a transcript of the gene VMA5, whose product is annotated as H(+)-transporting V1 sector ATPase subunit C. Gene Ontology annotation, cellular component: vacuolar proton-transporting V-type ATPase, V1 domain. Bases 1 to 1131 code for a protein of 376 amino acids. The record is from RefSeq and is a predicted model, not a curated record. NCBI's taxonomy places the organism in Eukaryota, Fungi, Ascomycota, Pichiomycetes, Serinales, Metschnikowiaceae. The transcript has a single exon. Gene Ontology annotation, biological process: proton transmembrane transport. Gene Ontology annotation, molecular function: proton-transporting ATPase activity, rotational mechanism.